Messenger RNA from Gallus gallus (chicken), 590 nucleotides. RefSeq names its product avidin (gene AVD). The transcript is spliced from 4 exons. Lineage: Eukaryota; Metazoa; Chordata; Aves; Galliformes; Phasianidae. The record is from RefSeq and is marked validated. Gene Ontology annotation, molecular function: biotin binding. Bases 47 to 505 code for a protein of 152 amino acids.
GGUGAGUCCUGCAAGGAGCACACCCGGCUGUCCACCUGCUGCAGAGAUGGUGCACGCAACCUCCCCGCUGCUGCUGCUGCUGCUGCUCAGCCUGGCUCUGGUGGCUCCCGGCCUCUCUGCCAGAAAGUGCUCGCUGACUGGGAAAUGGACCAACGAUCUGGGCUCCAACAUGACCAUCGGGGCUGUGAACAGCAGAGGUGAAUUCACAGGCACCUACAUCACAGCCGUAACAGCCACAUCAAAUGAGAUCAAAGAGUCACCACUGCAUGGGACACAAAACACCAUCAACAAGAGGACCCAGCCCACCUUUGGCUUCACCGUCAAUUGGAAGUUUUCAGAGUCCACCACUGUCUUCACGGGCCAGUGCUUCAUAGACAGGAAUGGGAAGGAGGUCCUGAAGACCAUGUGGCUGCUGCGGUCAAGUGUUAAUGACAUUGGUGAUGACUGGAAAGCUACCAGGGUCGGCAUCAACAUCUUCACUCGCCUGCGCACACAGAAGGAGUGAGGAUGGCCCCGCAAAGCCAGCAACAAUGCCGGAGUGCUGACACUGCUUGUGAUAUUCCUCCCAAUAAAGCUUUGCCUCAGACACA